Procambarus clarkii (red swamp crayfish) is the source of this 1635-nucleotide messenger RNA. Its product is annotated as protein FAM186A-like. The record is from RefSeq and is a predicted model, not a curated record. NCBI's taxonomy places the organism in Eukaryota, Metazoa, Arthropoda, Malacostraca, Decapoda, Cambaridae.
AUGACCAACAUCCAGAACAUUGAAACGUGUGGGCAGCACAUAUCCCUUAGAGUUGGUAUCAACAAUGACAUUGUAAACGAUCUACAGCGUAAAUUGAAAGGAAGACUUAAACCACUGAAAACAGUUACUGGAAUUCAACUUCUCCUGGGCAACGACCUAGCCAACCAGCAAGACUCCACAAACCUGAUCAUCUACGACAAGCUCCAGGUAUGUGAAUCGGCCGUAGAAGAGGAAGACCCUGCCAUGACUUAUGCGGCAGAAGAAGAGGUUAAGGUGACAGAAGAACCAUCAGACAUGCAGGCACAAAUUAAGAAAGAUUCCAUUCUAAUAUUUUAUAUCGGUAACAAUCAAUUGCUGUAUCGUAAAUCUAGACCUGUAAAGUCAAGGCAGAGGAUGUCUAAGGAGAUAAGCACUCCCAAUGAAUCCCUUUAUGGAGUAUCUCCUUAUGAGUUGCUUUACGGUCAUGUGAAACAACCCUUCACCCUUAACAAUGACGCUAGCAGCACCGGCACUGGUGGAGUCUUGAUGCACCAGCGAGAGGUUCCACCUGUCACUGACAACACCUACGAGCUGAAGCCUCGCCAACAACACUACAGUACAAUUGUAAAAGAGUUAUUAGCCAUCGUUCUGUGGCUACACUGCAACGCACCGUUAGAUGUUAGCCCCGGGCCCAGUACCAAGUCCUGGGCCCAGUACCAAGCCUUGGGCCCAGUACCAAGUCCUGGGCCCAGUACCAAGCCCUGGGCCCAGUACCAAGCCCUGGCCCCAGUACCAAGCCCUGGCCCCAGUACCAAGCCCUGGGCCCAGUACCAAGACCUGGGCCCAGUACCAAGCCCUGGGCCCAGUACCAAGCCCUGGCCCCAGUACCAAGCCCUGGCCCCAGUACCAAGCCCUGGCCCCAGUACCAAGUCCUGGGCCCAGUACCAAGUCCUGGGCCCAGUACCAAGUCCUGGGCCCAGUACCAAGCCCUGGGCCCAGUACCAAGUCCUGGGCCCAGUACCAAGCCCUGGCCCCAGUACCAAGCCCUGGGCCCAGUACCAAGACCUGGGCCCAGUACCAAGCCCUGGACCCAGUACCAAGCCCUGGGCCCAGUACCAAGCCCUGGCCCCAGUACCAAGCCCUGGGCCCAGUACCAAGCCCUGGGCCCAGUACCAAGCCCUGGCCCAGUACCAAGCCUUGGGCCCAGUACCAAGCCCUGGGCCCAGUACCAAGCCCCGGCCCCAGUACCAAGCCCUGGGCCCAGUACCAAGCCCUGGGCCCAGUACCAAGCCCUGGGCCCAGUACCAAGCCCUGGCCCCAGUACCAAGCCCUGGCCCAGUACCAAGCCCUGGCCCAGUACUAAGCCCUGGGCCCAGUACCAAGCCCUGGCCCCAGUACCAAGCUCUGGCCCAGUACCAAGCCCUGGCCCCAGUACCAAGCCCUGGCCCCAGUACCAAGCCCUGGCCCCAGUACCAAGCCCUGGCCCAGUACCAAGCCCUGGCCCCAGUACCAAGCCCUAGCCCCAGUACCAAGCCCUGGGACCAGUACCAAGUCCUGGCCCAGUACCAAGCCCUGGCCCAGUACCAAGCCCUGGCCCCAGUACCAAGCCCUGGGGCCAGUACCAAGCCCUGGCCUAGUACCAAGCCCUGGCCCUAG